This is a messenger RNA of Physcomitrium patens, 2509 nucleotides long. RefSeq lists its product as uncharacterized. Lineage: Eukaryota; Viridiplantae; Streptophyta; Bryopsida; Funariales; Funariaceae. The record is from RefSeq and is a predicted model, not a curated record.
UCCUCCGCCCGCGUUCGUCGCACAGGCUCGAAUCGUCCCCGUGGGCUUGAAGUCCCCCGUUCGCUGCUGCCCUCGUCGCUCCAUGCCAGGCUGAGAAACCUGCGGACCAUGGGGGGUCCAGUUGACUAGGCGAGCCAGGUUCCGCUGUGCCUCGGAGACUGGUCUGGGUUCGUGCCUGAUCGCUGGCAGUGUGCGAGAGAGUGGGUGCCGGAGGAAUUGUUGCUUGGAAAGAGCGAGAGAGAGAGAGAAAGAGCGAUAGGGAGGGGAAUGUUAGAAGAGCCAAGACGUGUGCGCAUCUUUAGCGCGGCGUUUGAUGCUCUUGAGCUCCUUGCACCCGGCUCGAGAUGUGAUCCUCUUCUUCUACUUGUUCCCUAAUCACUGUUUAGCGCCGUCGGCUCACCCUCAGUCCCACUCAGCCUGGCCUCCAGCAAGCUAGUCGCGCAUCAGUCUCUGAUUCAUGGCGCUUGUUAGCAUCUGAGUGGGUGGGUGGUGGACUGUCGCGUGGUGGUUUAGGUGAUUGGGUCCCGGUUGUGGGCUUGAGGGACGUGGUCUGUGGCAGUUGUAGGGACCAGUGUUUGUGAUGGUUCAGAUGCAAUUCUCGUCUCGAUACCCGGAUUUUUGGUUAUGAUCACUGUUGUUUUUUUUCUCUGUUUGCGAGGCGGUUUAUUGCUUGCAGUGUGAACCUUUGGUGGCUGUUUUCAUCUCUCUCACAUUUCGUAGAUUCUCUUACUGCCUAAGAAUGUGUCGUUACCGCACGAAGAGUCUACUUGAUUAAAGUUUUGGACGAGUUCCGUAGUCUGGACAGGGCAGGUUUUCUUCUCGAUUCUGGAUUUUGGAUUUCUUUUGUUUCAGAGGUUGCUGCAAGAUCACCACAACGGCACUUAUCAGUGCCACGUUCUUGCCUAGUGCCGUCGGAAAGAGAUUGAAACGGUUGCAGUUAAAGAAUUUGACUAGCUAUCUAAAACUAUGCCAGUGAACGAAAUGGCAAUAGAAAGUGUGAUCCUAUUCUGCAAGGUUCGCGAUCGAAUCAGUAGUGUUACUAUUCACCCGACCCUCUAAGCUCAGGAAGGUAUUGCGCUGGCAUCAAUCGUGCAGGAGGUGUCUAGGCUUCAUCCAUCUUCAGGAAUCUCUGGGAGCGGAGGCAGGAAACUGGAAGCAGCUAUCUUACUGACAAGUCAGGAGAUGGAUGGUACCCAUUGUUGUGACUGAAUUAGCUCUUCAAGGUUGAAUAACAAUGCCGGGUCCUUGCUUCUCAUGGGCGAAAUCUAUUUCUUUCAAAGCGAAGUCAAUUUCGUUCAAGAGCGAUUCUGGCUCGGACAUAUCGCAUGAGUCUCGUUUCGGUUCUUUCUCGUCAACUCCUCUCAGAGGUGAUCAUCCCAAGUCCCCUUCUCGCAGUAAUGGCUGUAGUCAAGGUUGUACUCCUUCGAUCGCCAACCUGAAGGAAAUGCUGCAAGGGAAUAGCACGCUGCUUGGUAGCAGAUCUGUGUCUCAUCCCUCUACCUGCGAGAGCCUUCCGAAGGACGAAGUGGUCGUCCACAAGACCAAGAACGCUGAUUCCCUGCACCGUGCCCCACUGAAAACAAAACCCACCAGAAGUUUCCUGAAACAGUAUAGCAUUUCCAAUGUACAGGAAGCUACCAGGACUUCGAAGGAGCUGGUCAAUACUGUCGCGAAAUCUAAGGACAAUUUGUGUUUCGUGAAAGGUUGUAGCGAGUGUAGCAUGCACUGCAAUUCAGGUGAGGGUGGGAUUGUUAUUCGGGAUACUCACCAUCAUGACGCGCUCUCUCCGAAGUGCGUUUAUCCGAAGUGUGGAGAGGCUUUUUCCAAGCCCGAGGCGCUGGAGAUGCAUCAAGUCGUCCGACACGCUGUCUCGGAGCUCGGGAGAGGAAAUCCGUCCCUUAACGUGAUAGAGAUCAUAUUCAAGACAAGUUGGUCGGUCGAGGCGCCCUGCGUCAGAAUCGAGCGAAUUCUCAAAAUCGACAACACAGACAGACACAUAUCGGAGUUUCAGAGCUAUCGCGACGCUGUGAAGAAGUCAGCCAGCGACGAGGGCAUGCAGCAUGAGCGAUGUCUAGCAGACGGGAACGAACUCCUCCGAUUCUACGGCUCCUCGUUCGUUUGUAGUCUAGGAACCAACGGGUCUACUGCUCUCUGCAGCAUGGCCUCUUGCAACGUCUGCAGUAUCAUUCGAUGGGGGUUCGCGGUUCGGAAUGAAAGAGGAAUCUUCACUACUGCAACUAGCGGCAAAGCUCACGAAAUCAUCACAGCGAGGGAGAAAGAGAAUUGGAGAGGGAAGCACGCAAUGCUGGUCUGCAGAGUAAUCGCAGGCAGAAUAUGCAAAACCUUAGACAAAGCCUCUAGAUUCAUCGAUGCUUCCUGUCUCCCCGAUGGCUACGACUCUGUGUCCCCGGGCAUGGCAACGAAUCUGGACGAGCUCACUGUUUUCAACCCGAAAGCUGUACUCCCGUGUUUUCUAGUUGUGUAUAGUUUCUAAACUCUUCUUCUUCUU